CUGCGUCUGUCGCUUCUGCAGUUCUGCUGCACAGUACCGCGCGCGCUGUCUUUCGCGUUUAUUGACGUUUGUCACAUAGAGCUUUAUCGAAUAAAAAAAUAUAGAUCAAAAAAGUUAUUGCGAUGGAAAGUGCUACAAUGGAAUCAAGUUCUUCUGCAUCAGAAUGUGGUGGAUUAAAAAAACGUGUGCGAAAAGAUAAAUGGAAAGAAAAUAAGAGGAAAAUCAGCAAGAAUCCAGGAAGAGGUUAUGUUUCUAAGAAUGAAAAUGAAAUCGAUUGCAAAAUCUUUAAACAAAUUACUAACUGUUGUAAUAAUAAGUGUUGUUCGAAACUAAAUCGACAAGAACAAAAGGAUAUUUUCCAAAAGUUUUGGUCUCUGGGUUCGAAAGCAGACCAGGAUACUUUUUUAAUUAGUUGCGUGCAUCGAGAGAACAUUAAAACUGCAAAACCUAGUCCCAAAACCAAAAAUCGACAACAUUCUUGGAAGUAUACAGUAAAAAGUGCCGGUUCAGAUUCCUUUAUUUGUAAAAAAUUCCUAAUAACUUUACUUCAAAUUACUGAAAGAAGAAUGAAAACUAUACAUCAGUAUAAUAAUAAAGGUUUGCUUGUUGCCACAGAAACUCGUGGGAAGGCACCGAAUCCAAAAAAAAUACCGGAUGAUAUUUGGGAAUCAGUUGAAGAACACUGGUCAACACUGCCUCACAAGGAAUCACAUUAUAAAGGCCAGAACACGAAAAGGAAAUACUUUGAUAAUGCAGAUCUUACAAUUGUAAAGUUGCAUUCUUUAUUUUUGAAAUUUCACGAAAAGAAAACAGGAACUCGGCUUGAUUUAACAUACAAAGUUUACCAUAAAUUUUUUCGUGAAAAGAGCAAAUACUCUAUUCGAUCACUUAGAACCGAUGUUUGCGACUUUUAACAACGAAUCCUGAUGAUUCCUGUAAGAAUGACUUACGCAUUCAUGAAAAAAUGUAUAAAGAUCAUAGAGAAAUGAGUACACUACUGGAGUGUGUAAAGACGAUAAAAACAAAACAUUGGUUCUUGAAUUUGAUUACGCACAAAAUCUGCAGCUCCCUAUGAUGCGAUAUUGCGCUUGGUUAUCUGCAAAGCGUAAUGUAAAAAUAAUCCACAUUCUCCCUGUUGGAGGACAUAGCUAUUGUCAAUGCGACCGAAAUUUCGGUCUGUAUGGGUCAGUUUUAAAAAGACAGGAGAUAGUAGAAAUCUCAGAUGAAUAUAUUAGUAUUAUGAAAAAAUCCUAGCCCAUUUCAAGCUGAAAUGAGUGGUCAUUUGUUUCAAGACUAUAUAAAAUUAAUUAUUUUCAACUAAUUAAAAUUUAGAGAACAGUAUAAAUAUCUAUAAAAAUUGAAAUAAAAAGCGAUUUUUUAAAAAAAAUUAAAAUAAUAAAACUUUUUUUAAUUUUGUGAAAAAAUUGUUCCCGGUUUUCCCAGUUAGUAGACACUCUUGCGAAUAAUUGGAAUUUCCUAAAAUUGAAUUGUAAACAAAUGGAUUUGAAAAUUCUCAAAGAACUUAAUUAACAAAAUUAUUUAACUUUUUUUUAAAAAAUUCAGCGUAAAAAACAAAAAUUAAGUUUAUAUUAUGUUUAUACAAAGUUUUGAUAAUUUCGAAUAACUUUUGAGCGACCGGACGAAAU
Messenger RNA from Leptopilina heterotoma, 1646 nucleotides. RefSeq lists its product as uncharacterized. The transcript is spliced from 2 exons. The record is from RefSeq and is a predicted model, not a curated record. Lineage: Eukaryota; Metazoa; Arthropoda; Insecta; Hymenoptera; Figitidae. Bases 123 to 914 code for a protein of 263 amino acids.